UGAGGCAAUAGAAAAUUUUCAUGAAAAAUAUCUCAUUGGAGCAGGAGGACAAGGAAGUGUUUAUAAGGCUGAGUUAUUUGUUGGUCAAUUUUUUGCUAUCAAAAAACUUUAUCCAAACUGUAACACAAAUUUUUCCAAUUUGAAAGCAUUUUCAAGUGAAAUUCAAGCUUUGACAGAACUCAAACAUCGUAACAUAGUGAAGUUACUUGGAUUUUUUUAAAAUUCACAACUCUCCUUCUUGGUAUAUGAGUUCUUAGAAGGUGGUAGCUUGGAUAAGAUUUUGAAAAAUGAUAAGCAUGCAAUUGCACUUGAUUGGAAUAAAAGGGUAAGUAUUGUUAGAGGUGUGGUUGAUGCAUUAUUCCAUAUGCAUCAUGGUCUCUCAUGUCCAGUAAUCCAUCGUGACAUAUCAAGCAAGAAUAUUUUGUUAGACUUCGAAUAUCAAGAAGCUCACAUCACCGAUUUUGGAAUAGCUAAGUUCUUAAAUCUUGACUCAAACAACAUGACCUCAUUUGUUGGCACCUUUGGCUAUGCUGCUCCAGAGAUUGCUUUCACCAUACAAGCAAAUGAGAAAUGUGAUGUCUACAGUUUUGGAGUUCUUGCAUGGGAAAUCUUAUUGGGAAGGCAUCCGAGUGAUCUUGUUUGUUCUUUGAUAGAGAUUCCUACAUCUUAUAAGUUGCCAUUAAAGGAUGUUGUAGACAAACGCCUUCCACCACCCACAAACCUAGUUGCUGAUGAAGUGAUAUCAAUUGCAAAAUUAGCACUUGCUUGCUUGAAUGAAAACCCAUGUUCUCGUCCAACUAUGGAACAUGUAUCUACGAAGCGUAUGAAGAGAAAGCCUCAUUUAGCAGACCAGUUUGACACCAUCACACUAGGAAAACUUAUGAUGCAGGUGGAUCUUAGUCAUUCAAUCACAACACUGGACCAAAUGAUGACACGUGGCAUCAUGAAUACAUAUGAAAUUGAAGAGACGUAACAUUUUUUGCAUGUUGACUACAUGUAUUCUCUAAUAUGCUUAUCAUGCCUCGAAGGAUUUUGAAUUCUAUGAUUCCUUGCAUGUAACAGCUUACCUAUUCCCACGACAAUCUUCUAUCAUAUUAUGAAACUUAAAACAUCAA
Messenger RNA from Prosopis cineraria, 1115 nucleotides. Its product is annotated as MDIS1-interacting receptor like kinase 2-like. Gene Ontology annotation, molecular function: ATP binding; protein kinase activity. The coding region runs from base 365 to 973 and encodes 202 amino acids. The transcript is spliced from 3 exons. Gene Ontology annotation, biological process: protein phosphorylation. The record is from RefSeq and is a predicted model, not a curated record. Lineage: Eukaryota; Viridiplantae; Streptophyta; Magnoliopsida; Fabales; Fabaceae.